UGGCAUUAAACGGAAACGAAGUGUAUUAUGGGAAGUAAAUAAAAGCUUCCAGUUCCAUUCGUCUAUGUAAGCACUUAUUGAACGCGUGUGUACUUUAUUAUUAAGAAAAUAUAAAAAAGAGUAAGUUUAUGUACGAAUGAACAGUUACGAUGUCUGAUACUUGGAGUGACAUUCAAGCUUUUAAAUCAAGGCAGAGCAGUUUACGUGAGCGACUGCAACGUCGUAAAAAAGAGAGAGAAGGUAUUGUAUUAAGUAUCACAGGUGAAUUAAGUGGAUCGGGCAGUCCGAGGAGUAACAGUCCUAUUCCAAACUUACAACAGACUCCUAAAGAAGAAACAAAUAUUGUUACAGAAUUUAAAAUUAAUCCUGAAAUUGAACAAAAUUUAUUAGUGUGCCUAUGUGAUGUAGCCCUUAAUUUGCCUACCGAUUCAAGGAGCUUGUUGUCUUCUGUAACAAAAUCAUUGAAUAUUGAAAUUAAGCAUAUUGUGCUAGAAAAUCUUUUGCAAAAAUUUGCUGCUCAAGAGCUUAUUACCAUAACUGAAAGUUAUACACCAGAAGGAAAAAGUUGUAUAGUAGUGUCAAAUAUAGAUCAUACCAAACUACAAGCAUUUUCUCAUGAUUUAGUUGCCACAAAAAGUAUUAAAAAGAAUGAAGAUGAUAAUGAAAAAGAUAAGACUCCAAAUGAGGAUGAAGGAAAAUCAAAACUUCCACAUAAAAUAAAAGAUGGUUUAAAGAAAGGUAAAAAUAAUGAUACUAUAGAAAGUCUGUUAUCUCUUCCUUCAACUAGAGAAAAAGAAAAUAAAAAACUUGGAGAAGAAAUAUUAGAACUACUUAGUAAACCAACUGCUAAAGAAAGGUCACUUGUAGAGAGAUUUCGAUCUCAAGGUGGUGCUCAGGUUCAAGAGUUUUGUCCUCACGGAACAAAAGAAGAGUGUAUGAAAGUGGCCGGCGUUAGCGAACCAUGUAAAAAGCUACAUUUCAAAAAAAUUAUUCAGAAACAUACAGACGAAUCUCUUGGUGAUUGUUCAUUUUUAAAUACGUGUUUUCACAUGGACACUUGUAAAUAUGUACAUUACGAAGUCGAUUAUUCCACCGUUCCUCCACCUCCAGCUAAGAGAGUGAAACUCGAUAAAACAAUAGGUAAUAAUGAUCAACUAGCUGUAUUAUAUCCAUCUCAAUGGAUUCAAUGUGAUCUAAGAUAUUUCGACAUGAGUAUAUUGGGAAAAUUUGCAGUCGUUAUGGCCGAUCCUCCGUGGGACAUUCAUAUGGAAUUACCUUACGGCACAAUGUCAGACGAUGAAAUGAGAAGAUUAAAUAUUCCUAGUCUACAAGACGAAGGCCUUAUUUUUCUAUGGGUGACCGGUCGAGCCAUGGAAUUGGGAAGAGAGUGCCUUCAGCUUUGGGGUUAUGAACGAUGCGACGAAAUUAUCUGGGUUAAAACAAAUCAGUUGCAAAGAAUCAUACGAACCGGAAGAACGGGCCAUUGGCUUAAUCACGGAAAAGAACAUUGUUUAGUCGGUAUUAAAGGCAAUCCCGAAGAUAUUAACAGAGGUCUCGAUUGCGACGUUAUCGUGGCAGAAGUUAGGGCAACUAGUCACAAACCAGACGAGAUAUACGGAAUCAUAGAAAGGUUAUCUCCUGGUACUCGCAAAAUAGAAUUAUUUGGAAGACCACACAACGUACAACCAAACUGGAUUACUCUCGGUAAUCAAGUGGAGGGUGUAAGACUUAUCGAUCCCACACUUAUUGAAGCCUUUAGAAAAUGUUAUCCCGAUGGAAAUUGCAUGAAAAAAUUAGAGUAACUUAAAAUAAGUACAAAAUAUUUAUAAUGACUGUAUUUAAGAUUUUUUUUAAUAUUCUUUUAAUAAGUUUCAUCAUUCUUUCUUGUAUGUUUUUGUUAACAAUUACAGAAUUAUGUUGACUAGAUAUAAACAAACUUUUAAAUUUCCAAGGAAAAUUAAAUUAUUUUAAAAAUGAUAAUAACUAACAUCAUUGUAUAAAACUUUCAAGUAUGACUUUAGGUCAUAAAUUUAAAAAAUAGUAAAUAAAAAUAUAGUUUUUUAGAUUUUUAUAGCAACUAAAAAAAAAUAGAAAAUUUUCAAAAUAAAAUAAUAAUUUUUUUCUUAAACUAAAAAUUUUAAUUUAGUUAUUUUUAUAUCAAUAGAUAAAAAGAAAUUAACAUCUUUCAUUACUCAUAUUAAAGUAAUUUAUUUGUUUUUAUGUAUUAUUUUGUAUAGAUGGAUGCCCAACAAGAACACAACUAGAUUCUUUACGUUAAAUACACAUUUUCAUAUGUUAAUGGUAUUUUUACUGGAAUAUAAAAUUAUUUUCUAACUUUUAAAUUUUAACUUUGGCACAAGUAGAAAAUUUUAGAUCUAGAUUUAUUAUUAUAUUUAGAAUAUUAAAAGAAUAUUGUAUUUUAUGCAUAUUGAAAUAGUCGUUUCUAUUUGUUAAGUAUGAAAAUGUUAUGAAUUUUUAUUGAAAUGUGUGAGCAGCAAAUUAUAAUUCCACAAAUGCAAAAUUUACUUAAUCUAUUUCUUAGUAAUAAAUGUGUAUAUAAAUUAUUAUUAUUUUUCUUGACAUUAUGAAAUUUUUAUUAACCAGUUAAUAAACUAUGAUAGCUAAAGCAUUUAACAAUCUUUAUUUCGGUUGUACAGUAUUUUAUUAAUACAAGGUGAAUCCUAUGUACGCAGUUAAAUAUAACAAAGUUGAACGUUAUAUAGAAAUAAAAAUUACAAUAGCUGUACUGUAUACAGAUUAAAUAUUGCUAAUUCAAUUGUAUAAUAGUUAAUUUGUAGAUACCCUUGUGCAAUUGCAUAAAAAUAA
Messenger RNA from Centruroides sculpturatus (bark scorpion), 2826 nucleotides. It is a transcript of the gene Mettl3, whose product is annotated as N6-adenosine-methyltransferase catalytic subunit-like. The record is from RefSeq and is a predicted model, not a curated record. Lineage: Eukaryota; Metazoa; Arthropoda; Arachnida; Scorpiones; Buthidae. Gene Ontology annotation, cellular component: RNA N6-methyladenosine methyltransferase complex; nucleus. Gene Ontology annotation, molecular function: mRNA m(6)A methyltransferase activity; mRNA (2'-O-methyladenosine-N6-)-methyltransferase activity. The transcript has 2 exons. The coding region runs from base 150 to 1802 and encodes 550 amino acids.